This is a messenger RNA of Leishmania major strain Friedlin, 5931 nucleotides long. RefSeq lists its product as hypothetical. The transcript has a single exon. Lineage: Eukaryota; Euglenozoa; Kinetoplastea; Trypanosomatida; Trypanosomatidae. The record is from RefSeq and is a predicted model, not a curated record. Gene Ontology annotation, molecular function: GTPase activator activity. Gene Ontology annotation, cellular component: vacuolar membrane; GATOR1 complex. Bases 1 to 5931 code for a protein of 1976 amino acids. Gene Ontology annotation, biological process: negative regulation of TORC1 signaling; positive regulation of autophagy.
AUGCAGCAAAACCACGCCACUAAUGUGGCUCGACACACCGCCGCCGCCGCCGCCGCCGCCUCCACGGCGCCAUCCGCCAACUGCGCCAGCAGCGACACGCUUUUCCGACUGGAGUGCGUGCUGCUCUUCGCGUUGGAUGUGGUGCGGGGUCCGUACAUCCACAGCUGUGCACCAGCGCACCCGCCAGAGGCGAUUCGGUCGUUCUUGGAAUCCCAGGCGUCGCCUGCCUCGCCUUCUUCCGCGGCUGCCGCCUACUCUGCAGCGGCGGCGGUGACGAGCCCGGCAGCCGGCGCCGAGCCAGCGCGGCGCGGCUCACUAACACCGCCGCCACCAUCACCGGUCCAGACAAAGGUCUCCGCGGAGAUGAUAGGCGACGAUAUCACAACGAUGUCCCCAGCUGGAUCUCACUGCGACGCGGUGACGGCAUCGCCGUACGCGAAGAUGGCGAGUGUCGCCAUGCACUCAUCACCCCCGUUCGGGGCGUGUAGCAUUGGUGGGGGCGAUGGUGGGCUGGCCACUGCCUCUUUUUCCUCGGUCAUUCCAACACUGCCUCCAGCGCCGUGCUCGGCAUUCUCGCCAACGCAUUCACUGACUUCCGCAGUCGAUGCCUCACCACCCUUGGAGGUGUGGUCGCUGCAAAACAGCGCUCGCACGCCGCUGCUCAAGGAGCAGCGGCUGUCCCCCUUGUCUCUCGCCAACCGCGCUGGUGCGGCUGCUGGCCUGUCGGCAUCAGUGCUGGGCGACAUGGCCGGCGGCGACGUGCGCAGCGUGUCCUUCUCGCCGGUCGCACAGGGCCGCUUCGUCGGGCUGAGCGACACUGCAGCACAAGCUGAGACGCGCGCCUGCGCGGUGGACACCAGCGGUACCAACCACGCCGCCUCCGAGGACAGCACGGCCUUCUCGUUAUCCCCACAGACGUUUACGAGUGAGUCGCAGCUGGCGCCGCACAGACCGUCGCCGAAGGUGGGCUCGUCUGCGUUGACAGCAUCUCAGUCGACCGGUGGUGGGGAUGCGCCAGCCGCGGACACAAGCCUGGGCGAAUAUGGCGGUGAGCCGACACACAGCAGUGAUGGACACUACCGUGACGCCCGCAGCGAAGCAGCGCACGCGGUGGGGAGGGGAAUCGACGUGGACAGCGGCACUACCCCGACACGCAGGCUAGUCAAAACACCCGUGGUCACCACGACGACCGACGUGUACUGCUCCAACGCCUCCUCGCUGAACGCUACUCCCGUAAGCGCGCCGCCCAUGACCACCGCUUCCCCAAGCGCCAGUAUCAACAGUGGCUUAGCCGUUUCAGGAGCGGCCACCAAGAGAUGUGCGGUGACGGACGGUCAGCAGCAGCUCCUGCACCAUCAUCACCCUCAACACCUGCUGCCUUCCUCUCCCCAGGUAUGGUCAUCGCUCCAUCCCGCAACCACAGCCGCGACACGCGGCACUCCGUUACCUCUGACGAGCACCACUGCGGCAACAACCGCAGCGGACAAGGGCAGGAUGAGCGGCUACAACGACGUCUUCGUCCCGCGCUCUGAGUUCUGUCGCCGUGUACUGUGGUUAUACCCCGCUGAAUCAGGGCUGCUCUUCCUCUAUUACCCAGAAGACAUUCCCGGUGAGCACUACCAGCGCAAGACGCUGCGCUACUCCCUCUGUCUUGUCUUCCGCGUCGAUCACAAGCGGAUGACAAUCGGCGAUGGCCUGCUGCAUCAGCUGGUGCACCCAUACAGCGUGGUGCUCACCAAUAUCGCCGAGGAACUGCGCGAGGCGGAGCUGAAGUAUGCGUACAUGAUUCGCGGGCUGCGCUCCUUCGAUUCAGCGUCGUGGCAGAUGUCGAGACUCGCGCUGAAAUCGCCCAUAUCCUCCCUCCCUACUACUGCAACGACCGCAUUUAACGUGGCAGCGCAGUCGCCGGCAACGUCUUCCGUGGCCACUGCGCACGUCGCAGAGGUUGCCGAGGACGUCGACGAAGGCGUGGGCCAGGCACAUCUGGCAACGCCGCUAGCGCUCCCCUCCAGUGCCCCCCAGAAACCAUGCACGCUCGCCCGCGGUCGUGUUACUGGGCAAGCCGACACAAUGGCACCGUCGACGGCGACAGCGACGGCAGUCGCCAUGGCGGCCAGCGCCACCUUCAAUGCCGCUUCCAGCACAUCAUUGAGCCCUAACUCAUACCAUCCGCCCGUUCUGGAGCACAGCGGCGCAGUGCCAGCCGCGGUAUCGGUAGCAGCAGCAGCGGGCGGGACUAACAGACGGCACCCCCCGGCGAAGAUGGCGGACCGCACGUCGGCAUCCCUUAUGUUCCCACGGCAACCGGCUGCGCUACCGCUUGGCGACGAGGGGACUGAAGCUCACGGAAGCGCUGAGCCCGCCACGGCUACUUUUCCCGGCGGCUGCAGCUCGCAGCAGUGCGAAGAUAGCGCACGUGUCGCUCAGAACCGUCUUGAUGGGGGAGGUGGCUCGCUGCCAUCGGGCGUACACGGGUGCGUUGGCUGCUCAUCGCACGCCACCACAGCCGCCGCGUCGAGCAACACGGUGCAUGCGUCAUCGUCGCACCUCAGCGUUUCCUUCUCUCCGCCUACCGGAGCCCACAUUGGCGCAGGCGGUGGUUCAACAGCGGCCACCGCCGGUGACAGCGGCGUCCGAUCCUUUUCAUCGUACCUCACCAACAUGGAAUCGUUAGAAACCACCAUCAACCCGCCCUCCUCCUCUCUGCCGGUGCGCAGUCGCACUAUAAGUGAGACUGCCGCCACCUUUCAUCUCCCGUCGGCGCAGCCGCGAGCACUAGAGGAGUCGACGAGCAUGGCAGCGAGCAGCAGCGCCGCGUGCUCGUUCAGCCUCACGGCAGCACCGGCCUCCGCCCCUUAUGUCGCUCUUGGCGGCGCCGUCAAAACACAUCACGGCGGAAGCCGUCAGCAGCAGCAGCAGCACUCCAUGGCAGGUGCCAGUGCCGCCACCCCACCGUGUGUUCCCUCGCCGUUCCAGGGCCCAGCUCCCACAACAGCUGUGGCGAGCGUGCACAUCUUGAACGCCUUCAUCACACCACCCACGGAGCCGAAGUGGACGCCGCUGAGCGAGUUGGUGGAUGAGCUCUUCCGCUGCCUAAGCUACACCAAGGCACCGGACGGCAAUGGAGACCGCGAGCGAGACGGGCAGACCGGCAGUCCGGGCGUGGAUGGACGCACGCCGGUGACUGCGUCGCCGAUGCCUGCCGCUGCCGCCUUGGGACUAGCUGCACAACAACCAGCGGGUGCGCUCGGUGCGGGAAUGAGCAGCAAAGCCCUGGCGCAGCGCCCGAUUUCCACCACCUCAGCUUCACCUGCUGGGCAGCAGCAGCAGCGCGGCGACAUGAGUGUUGUGCAUCUGUCCAACCGGCUGAGCUUCCAUGUGCGGCGCAUGGCGCCACUGCAGCCGGCGCGCCUCCUCCACUUCGAUCACAUCCCUGUCCCGGUCGUCGCGUACGACCCUCAGAUGAUGGAGUGGAUGGAUAUGGCUGUCCUCCACGUGUUCCGGUUGGUGGACGGCGUCCGUACCGUGGCCGAUCUUGUGUUCAGCGUUGCCGUGGGCACCACCACUACGCUCGCGGAGGUGUACGCCGAUGCACUUCAGCGGUGCGUCGCGGAACAGCAGGCCGCGCCUGUGAUAGCACCAAGUGCGACCCCUGCAGGUGCCGGCGCCUCCGCGGGGCAGAGGCGCUCCACUGCCCAUCGCGACCGCGCCCGCGGUGCUGCCGUCAAAGUUGCGGCGGCGGCGGCGGCGGUGGUGGAAAUGCACGGGUCUGGUGAGUCGGCUGCAGAAGCUGCUAAUGUGGCUGGUCUGGGGGCCAGUGCUGCCGGGAGCCCGAGCCAGUCGAUCGUUGUGUCCGUUCCGAUCGCCAUUCAUCCGUGCCCGUCCUUGCUGCCCGGCGUUCGCUACCCCGCCCCAACAGCGGCGGCGGCAGCCAUCAGUGACGGACAGGCGCCGCUACCCAGUCAAGUCAACGUGCGCGUCACUCCUGGAGCGGCGAUAGGUGCGGGCGCACCGGAUACCGGCGCCCCUGUGCGGAGCGGCGCCAACGGUCUAGGAACAGCAGUGCCGAUCGCAUCUGGAGUACCCGACGGCAGCAGCGUGACCUCUGCCGCCGCUUCCUCGCCGCCGCCGCCGCCGCAAAUAUCCGUGGAGCUCCCACAGACGUGGGUGGCGACGGCAGGGAUCGUGAUGGAGGCGCUUCUCCACUUGGAGCUGAGUCACCUGAUCAAGGUGUACCGCCCAUGGACAGAGGGGACGCUCUACAGCACCACCCACAGUGCGCAACGGGUACUGCGCAGCGUUCACCACCCAGCUCGCCAUGUCCUGGGGCACUACCUUCUCUGCAUGGCGUGGUUAGAGCGGCAGGAGUGCAGGGAGGAGCGACGCCGUGUGAUAGCGGAGUGGAAGCAGAUACAGAAAGCAAGCGUCAAGGCGCGGCGGGCAUCGGUGGCGUCGCGCAUCACCACGUCGGUUGUCGCCGAGAAGCAGCACGCCAGCACAACACUGGGAAUGGCUUCCACCCCGCAACAGUCGUCGACAGCCGCGGAGGUCUCUUCACUGUCAUCCGCAGCACCGGCAGCCGCUCCUGCGGUAAUGCCAGCAAGCGGUGUCGGUAGUAGAGCCGUCGCCGUGAGGUCACCGGAUCUCUUAAUGGACCGCAGUGGUUGGUCGCCGCCGGCUGCCCCGCAGCUGCCGUCGUCGCUCCCGUGCACCCCUGAAAUGAACUGCAGUGGACAGCACCAGCAACUGCUACAUCCGCCUCCAUCCCUGACACCAGUCGCAUAUCCUGGGUUCCCCUCCAUGCCAUAUUUGCCCCAGAGUGAUUCUAUGCUGAUGGGCGUCGGCGCCACCCACGCAGGGGGGUUGGACCCGAGCAGUGCCGACACCCAUGCCUCCUCGACUUCGACGAGUUUGGCGCCAUCGCCGCUGCGGCACGCGUUGAGCAUCGGCGCGUCUGGACGGCUGCAGCUGACUCUCAUGAGCUCCCUCCCCAUGCUUUCGCUGUCGCGUUCCGGUGUCAGCUCUGGUGCUGCUAUGAGUGGCACCUCGCAGAGGUUUGUUGUGGGGAGCCAAGGCAGCCAAACCUGCGGUGGCGGCCUGCUGCCGUGCGCUGCCACUGGAGUUUCGUACGGCAGCAGUUAUUCGCGGCAGCAGCAGCGACGGCACCAACAUCUUUAUGUAGACGGCUGUUUGCGUGCCGCUCCGCUUCGCUCAUGCAGCAGUACCAGCGGCAGCGAGGACAUCUGCGCCUCUGUGUCACGCAGAUCAUCGUCGUCCGCAUCUUCGUCUGUGAGUAGUGAUAGCGGCCACUCGAGCGUGUCGUCGUCCUCAUCCUCUUCUUCUGCAAGCCCAAUGCCGAUAUCCGCCUCGGCCAUGCAACCGGUGGCCGCGCUGUCGAUUUCGGACGCCAGCGCCGUGCAGACAUCGGCGACGCCGGCGAAGGUCGAGGCGCCGGGCUCGCCCUCUCUGACGCCGUCCGCCGCUGGGGCAAGCAUACCCGCUCAGGCAAGCAAAGGUGCUGCCGCCGCUGAUGCCGUCUCCCGCUCCGCGCAGCAUUCGCUGAAAUCGCCCAGUGGUGACGGCGCCGCAAUCGAGGGGCCCGCUGCCGAGCCGACAGCUGCGUCUGCGCUCAGGGCGGCAAAGAGCCAAGCUGCGGGGGUCGCGGCUGCCGAAGCGUCGCGACAGGAGAGGCGAUGCCGCCGCCGCCCUCCGCUAAAGGUCUUCACCCCGACGGAAGCGGACGUGAGCCGAGCCGCUGCUGCCGCCUUGUGUGCGCUCGCUAAGUUCAACAACGCCAGCGUCUUAUCCGUCCAGGAGGAGAUGCGGCGCAUCCCAGUGUGGGCCACCAGCUUCAACCAUUGGUCCGACCGCUGCGUGAAGGCGUUGGUGGAGGUGGCGAUACUGAACAACUGGUUAGAGGAUGUGUCGUGA